AUGGAGUAUUAUAUCACACCAUGGUGUAGAAUGGGACCAUAUAUCAUUGGUUUAUUAGCAGGUUAUUAUCUCUAUAAAACAGAGAUCAGAUUCAGAUGGAAUAAGUUAACAGUUGUUACUGGAUGGUGUAUAGCUACAGCCUCAGCAUUAGCAGUUUUAUAUGGUUUAUAUGAUGUAGCACAAGGACAUCCUUUAUCAGUUGAAACUUCAGCUUUUUAUAAUGCUGUCAAUAGAACUGUCUGGGGAGCCUGUGUUUCCUGGGUUGUUAUUGCCUGUGUUGGGGGAUAUGGGGGUCCAGUAAAUGUACAUAAGUAUGAUUGUAUUGUAAUUUCAGGUCCAGUAAAUGUGUUAUUAUCAUGGAAAGGAUUGAUUCCAUUGAGUAGAUUAACCUACUGUGCCUAUUUAAUUCAUCCUAUAGUGAUGUAUGCUUGGUUUUUUGCUCAGAAGAAAACAAUAUAUUUGACUGAUGCUACGUUUGUGUUUCUAUUCUUCUCAUUUUUAGUGGCUGCCUACAUGUUGGCUUUUAUACUGUCAUUACUGUUUGAGUCACCCAUGAUGGGAUUAGAAAAUGUGAUAUUUAAACGACAAAAAAGAUAA
Messenger RNA from Lottia gigantea (owl limpet), 597 nucleotides. RefSeq lists its product as hypothetical. The coding region runs from base 1 to 597 and encodes 198 amino acids. Lineage: Eukaryota; Metazoa; Mollusca; Gastropoda; Lottiidae. The record is from RefSeq and is a predicted model, not a curated record. The transcript is spliced from 4 exons.